GCUGAGAAGAGUUUUCGCAGCGAAUGGACUAAUCCUCACAUAUAGUGUCGCCUGGGACAGAUCAAAACACCGUCACAUAGACUGCUGCAUUCAGCUGAAAAGUAUGUCGGGGGCACAGAUUCUGCUGUUCCUGAAGAGUUUGUCACGAAGGAAACCACUGGAGCCUGAGGGGGAAGUGUCCAACUUUCGCCGGUGCCUGACCACCCUUGACCUGGUGGCUCUGGGGGUCGGCAGCACACUGGGGGCCGGUGUGUACGUACUGUCGGGAGAAGUGGCCAGGGCCGUGGCCGGGCCCAGUAUCAUCAUCUCUUUCCUGAUAGCAGCAGUGGCCUCAGUAUUUGCCGGACUGUGUUACGCUGAAUUUGGAGCUCGUGUUCCCAAGACUGGCUCUGCUUAUCUCUACAGCUAUGUGACUGUGGGGGAGAUAUGGGCUUUUAUCACCGGCUGGAACCUGUUGCUGUCUUAUGUCAUAGGGACAUCUAGUGUAGCCAGGGCAUGGAGUGGAACCUUCGAUGACCUCAUUGGAAAUGUCAUCGCCAACUCUCUGGGUAAACAGGCUGCGAUGGACUUACCUGGAUUAGCUCCCUACCCAGACUUCUUUGCAGCUGGCCUCAUAAUGCUCUUGGCAGGGAUUCUUGCGUUUGGUGUGAAAGAGUCAGCAAUCGUAAAUAAGAUCUUUACUGCAGUCAACAUCGUGGUGUUGCUGUUUGUUAUCCUCUCUGGCUUCAUUAAGGGGAACAUCAACAACUGGUAUAUCGGCGAAGAUUCUCUCUUGAAUGCAUAUGAAAACCUCACAUCACUGAAUGAAACAUCUGGAUAUGGCAGUGGGGGAUUUUUCCCCUUUGGCCUUGAGGGAACAUUAGCAGGAGCAGCUACUUGCUUUUAUGCUUUCGUCGGAUUUGACUGCAUUGCUACAACAGGUGAAGAGGUUCAAAACCCUCAGAAGUCGAUCCCACUUGGCAUCGUGGCGUCUCUCCUCAUCUGCUUCUUGGCCUAUUUUGGUGUGUCUGCCGCCAUGACUCUCAUGAUGCCGUACUAUUUGCUCAGUGUUAACAGCCCACUGCCUGUAGCCUUUACAUACAUCGGUUGGGGCCCUGCAAAAUAUGCAGUGGCUGUGGGAUCCCUCUGUGCACUGUCCACCAGCCUACUAGGAUCGAUGUUCCCGAUGCCUCGUGUUGUCUUUGCUAUGGCCAGGGAUGGACUUCUCUUCACACCUCUCAGUAAAAUUAGCGAAAGACAAAGUCCUGUCAUAGCUACCCUGGUUUCAGGGGUUGUAGCAGCUAUCAUGGCAUUAUUGUUUGACCUGAAGGCUCUGGUUGACAUGAUGUCAAUUGGAACUCUCUUUGCCUACACACUUGUUGCCAUAUGUAUCCUCGUACUAAGAUAUCAAGCAGGCCUCAGUGAGGAUUCAUGUCUCAGCAAACCAGAGCCCUUUACCAUUAGUGAACUAUUCUGUCCUCCUUCACUAGCCACCACACGGACAUCAAAAAAUGUGUCUGUUCUCACUGUUUUUACGAUCUUUUUAGCCAUCAUCCUAAGCCUCUUCAUAACAGGGGCUGUCGACUCCCUGCAGGCCGUUGAGUGGUGGAGUUUACUUUGUGUCACUGUGAUCGUGUUGAUUCUGGUCCUUAAUACCGUGAUCAUCUGGAGACAACCACAAAGUAUCACAAAAGCUGCUUUCAUGGUUCCCUUUGUUCCAUUGCUUCCUAUUUUCAGCACCACUGUCAAUGUCUACCUUAUGGUUCAACUUGGAUCAGACACGUGGAUCCGCUACGCAGUGUGGAUGGCAGUAGGUUUAAUCAUCUACUUUUGCUAUGGUGUGCGGCACAGUGUGCAGAAACAAAGACUUCAAAGUUCCCACCACCGAGUCAGUAUUCACAGCAUCACCACUACUAUAGUGCAAAACGUUGAACCAGAACACGAUAGCAAUGGCUAAACAGUGAUUGAUGAACAUUCACUGGGCAAAAUAAAAUGCUUUAAUUAAAAUAUGGCCAGUUCAGAAGGUUAGGAAAGCAUUUCAGUCUUGACCUCUGACCUAUUUUUUAGUUUAGUCUAUUUUUUUUGAUUUAAUAAUUUGAAAAGGGCCAGUAUAUGUAACUGACACUAACAGUAUCCCUUUCAUAUUGUGUUUUCAUUCAUCGGUUUCACUCCACAUUCCUGUGGUGUGCAAGGAGUCACUUUCAGUGGCAAAGUGCCACAUUUCAAGUACUUACUAUAUGAUGAAUUUGUAUAAAUACCAGAAGGAAAACGUUUUACAGUUUUGAUUUUAAAUACUGUGAAUAAACAUGGCUGUUGCAAUGUGUAAUGAAUAGAAAUUAAUAAACCACAUUAGGUCAAAUUACAUUUUAGUAUCUAAGUUGCCUGUGUUUUGCCUUAGCCUUGUGUUACCCAUUGCGCCUAACAUUAUAUUUAGCUUAAUGCUGUAUUUGUAUCAUCUCUUGUUAUUAUGGAUAAUGCGCCAUUUUUGUGAUGUGCACAUGAAAUACACAUGGCAAGCAAGUCCACCUUCUG
Molecule: messenger RNA, 2511 nt
Organism: Scophthalmus maximus (turbot)
Lineage: Eukaryota; Metazoa; Chordata; Actinopteri; Pleuronectiformes; Scophthalmidae
Product: cationic amino acid transporter 2 family protein
Exons: 12
Coding region: 104-1936 (610 amino acids)
Biological process (GO): transmembrane transport; amino acid transport
Cellular component (GO): plasma membrane
Molecular function (GO): amino acid transmembrane transporter activity
Source: RefSeq, a predicted model, not a curated record